GAUUUGGAGCCCUUGCUCCUCAGCCGCAUUUGCGAUCGGGGCGUGGAACUGCAGCCCGAGAAUCUCAUCGUCACCAGGACGCAGUCUGGCUAUGUGAAACAAACCUAUGCAGAGCACGGUCGGCGCGCGAAGCAGCUGGCCUCUGCCUUAUCGAAGUGGGGCGUGAAGAUCGAGGAUCGCGUCGCAACGCUUAUGUGGAACACAGGCUGGCACUUUGAAUGCUACCACGCCAUCUCGUGCAUGGGCGCCGUCCUGCACACAUUGAACCUUAGGCUUAGCGCUGCAGACCAGAACUACAUCAUCUCUCACGCGCAGGACAGGAUCAUCAUUGCCGAUGCUGUCCUCUUGAAAAACCUUGCCGAGGUUGAUCCAGCUGUGUUGGCCUCGGUCGAGCUCUUCAUAUGUGUGGGCGAAGACGGUGAGCCUGGCAAGUGGUCUCUCCCUCCAGAGCUGGAUGUCAAGAAGGCGGUCGACUAUGAGACCUUCCUCGCAACCGGCAGCGAGGAUUUUCAGUGGCCCUUGGUGCCAGAGACCUCCACCAUGGGUUUAUGCUACACCUCGGGCACCACCGGACGACCAAAAGGUGUUGGAUAUUCACAGCGGUCAACGUAUCUGCACACGCUCAUGUCCAACGGAGUGGAUCAGCUUGCAAUCUCUGGCCGUCAAGUGGUGCUCCCGUUUGUCCCAAUGUUCCACGUCCUCAGUUGGGGUGUGCCCUUUAAUAUUCUGAUGAUGGGCUGCCGCGCUGUGUUUCCUUCCAGCUUCACAGAUGCAGGAUCCUUGCUGCAGGCGAUGGGUGAUUGGAAAGUCCAGCUGUCCUGCGGUGUGCCAACCGUCUGGCAGGGCGUGCGGUCACAGAUUGAGAAAGAAGGCUUGGCGCAGUGGAAGCCGAAGCUGGCGUUGCAGCGACUGGUUUGCGGAGGCUCUGCUCCCGCGCCAGAGAUGAUGAGAUGGUACCUG
This is a messenger RNA of Symbiodinium pilosum, 960 nucleotides long. The record is from the annotation of a GenBank genome assembly. Lineage: Eukaryota; Dinophyceae; Suessiales; Symbiodiniaceae.